AUGGGCAGUUCGGUGGCAAAUGUCGUUCAAGACUCGCCCUUGGGGCAGGUCAUCCGGUUUCUCUCCCGGAACAGGGUUUUUGCCUUCCCGGAGGACGACCCUAACUUCAAAAUUCCCUGGGAAGAUGCUUCUGUAUCGGAGAAGGAGCAGGAAAUUGAAGCGGGGACAGAUUUGAGUCGAGCUCCCAGUAACCUCACUCCUCCAGCGACGAUAGCCACCCGUGAAGAUGUUGAAGCUCAAGGCUUGACGACCAUCGCCACCUCUCACUCGGCUGCCCGUUCACAGAUUGGGAUUGUCGCGACCAGAACGAUCACCCGAGAGCGGACCCUGCCAUACUCGGUUGAACGUUUCGAAGUCGAACAGGCAGAAGCCAUGGAGCGUCAACAGAGCAUGGUGAUCGCUCCCCAGAGGACGGCUGACGGUGUCAUCCUCGUCGACUGGUAUACCACCGAUGAUCCGGCAAACCCACAGAAUUGGAACAGUUGGAAGAAGGCCUGGGUGUCUACCGUCAUUUGGUUGUAUACUUUUGCCGUAUACUGCGCCAGUGCCAUCUAUACCUCAGCCGAACCGCAGGUCAUGGAGAAAUUUGGAGUUGGUGAGAGCAAGGCUGCGCUAGGUCUCAGCAUGUAUGUUCUGGGCUAUGGGAUGGGGCCGAUGCUCUUCUCUCCCCUCUCAGAGGUGCCAAUCAUUGGUCGGAAUAUCCCAUAUGUCGUUUCAUUCGGCUUGUUUGUGAUCCUCUGCGUCCCAACUGCAUUAGCCAACAGCUAUGCUACUCUCUUGGUUCUUCGAUUCUUGACAGGUUUCAUGGGAAGUCCCUGUCUGGCGACCGGUGGCGCCACCAUGGGAGAUAUGUAUGGGCUUUUAAAGCUUCCCUACGCAUUGACUGCCUGGGUAGCAGCUGCAUUUUGUGCCCCAGCCGUUGGCCCUCUUUUGUCUGGUUUCAGCGUGGUGAAGGAGGGCUGGCGUUGGGCUUUAUGGGAAGUGCUCUGGGGCGCGGCGCCAGUCUUUAUCAUCAUGUUCAUCUCCAUGCCGGAAACAAGCGCCCAUAAUAUCCUGCUUCGGCGCGCACAACGCCUUCGGAAGCUCACUGGCCGUCAGAAUCUCAAGUCUCAGGGCGAAAUCGAUCAGGGGAACCUGAGCUUCGGCAGGAUUGCCGCCGACCAACUGUGGAAGCCCAUUGAGAUAUGUAUCAAAGACCCCGGGGUCUUGUUCACCAAUAUUUACACCAGUCUAAUCUACGGAAUCUACUACUCCUUCUUCGAAGCGUUCCCCAUCGUCUAUGUUGGUAUCUACGGCUUCAACAUAGGCGAACUAGGGAUCGUCUUCACGUGCAUCGUGGUGGGCUGUGUAAUUGGAAUCGCGAUCUAUUGCUCCUACGUCUACUGGUAUCUGGAGCCUGAUAUCAAGAAGAACGGGUUGCGCGCACAGGAACACCGGCUCGUGCCGGCCUUGUUUGCCGUCACGCUCAUGCCUGCGGGAAUGUUCUGGUUCGGCUGGACAGCACAGUCCGAUAUCCACUGGAUCGUGAGUAUCAUCGGCAUCACCUUCUAUGCCGUUGGCGCCUUCGUCGUGUUUCAGUGCAUCUUCAUGUACCUGCCCUUGACAUACCCACAAUACGCAGCCAGUCUGUUUGCCGCCAAUGACCUCUGUCGCUCCGCUCUAGCUGCGGGCGCCAUCAUCUUUUCACGCCCCUUAUACAUCAACCUGGACAUCGGGCGAGGCAUCAGCGUGCUCGCGGGGUUGCUCGUCGGCGGCGUCCUUGGCAUGUGGGCUCUAUGGUACUUCGGCGCCAGUCUCAGAGCCAGGAGCAGGUUUGCCCAGAGCUGA
This is a messenger RNA of Capronia epimyces CBS 606.96, 1827 nucleotides long. RefSeq lists its product as uncharacterized. Bases 1 to 1827 code for a protein of 608 amino acids. The record is from RefSeq and is a predicted model, not a curated record. Gene Ontology annotation, biological process: xenobiotic detoxification by transmembrane export across the plasma membrane. Gene Ontology annotation, molecular function: fluconazole transmembrane transporter activity. The transcript is spliced from 4 exons. Lineage: Eukaryota; Fungi; Ascomycota; Eurotiomycetes; Chaetothyriales; Herpotrichiellaceae.